Nelumbo nucifera (sacred lotus) is the source of this 1979-nucleotide messenger RNA. RefSeq names its product serine/threonine-protein phosphatase PP1. NCBI's taxonomy places the organism in Eukaryota, Viridiplantae, Streptophyta, Magnoliopsida, Proteales, Nelumbonaceae. The record is from RefSeq and is a predicted model, not a curated record. Gene Ontology annotation, molecular function: protein serine/threonine phosphatase activity. Gene Ontology annotation, cellular component: nucleus; cytoplasm.
UUAAGUUUUACUGGUCGUUCACCCAAAAAACCAAAAGUUCUACUGGUCUAGGGCUCUCUCCACUGCCUCGUCGUCCCGUCGUCCAUCUGAUCUCUAUCCCUAAUAAAAAGAAAAAGAGGUCCCCACAAGAAAGAAGAAAGGUGCUCCAUCCCCCCUCCGCUCAUUUUAGAGAGGGAGAAUGCCAGAGUGACACGGGAAGGCGGCCACAUACCCCCAAAAAGCAUCAUUGACCUAAUACUGGAACUGUGAGUUGAUUCUUACAACGCAGAGGCAGAGCGAGGGAGAGACUCAGAGAAGAGUGAGUGACGGAAUCCUCUUGAGUCUUACCAGGUCUUUGUGAAAUCCUGUCAAAGUACAUACACUACUAUCUGACGGAAUCUAUCACAUUAGACCAGAGAAGAAAAGGGAUAAAAGGAUUAGAGAGUCGGAGAUAGAGAAAGAAGGGAGAUGAGGGAGGUUCUUUCUUCCUCUGUUGGCUGAAAUAUUUGUCAUUUUCUUUUCAUUUUGAAGCUUUUUCUGAAGUCUACUUCUCCACCCGUAUCGAUGCUCUCCGUCUUUUAACUUCCCAAGGAUACGAUAUAAGUAUUUCCCUCCUUUUUAUCUUUGUCUGGUUUCUGAAAACCAUUUUGAUUUGGCUUCAAGGAGAUAACAACAGCAACUGAAGAAGAAACUAGGUUUUUUUUCUUAAUCUUUGAAUUUAUGCGAUGCCAAUAGACGAGAAUUUGUUGGACGAUAUCAUUAGGCGUCUUCUCGACGCAAAGACUGCCCGGGCGUCGAAGCAGGUCCAACUCACCGAGGCCGAAAUCCGGCAGCUUUGCACCUCGUCCAAGGAGAUUUUUGUCAACCAACCCAAUCUCCUCGAGCUCGAAGCCCCCAUAAAGAUAUGUGGAGAUAUUCAUGGCCAGUAUUCUGAUCUCCUCAGGCUUUUCGAGUAUGGUGGGAGCCCACCAGCUGCAAACUAUUUGUUCCUGGGAGACUAUGUUGACCGUGGUAAGCAGAGCAUAGAGACCAUUUGCCUUCUCCUUGCAUACAAAAUCAAAUAUCCAGAGAACUUUUUUCUUCUUCGGGGCAACCAUGAAUGUGCUUCCAUCAACCGUAUUUAUGGGUUCUAUGAUGAAUGCAAGAGAAGGUAUAAUGUCCGCCUCUGGAAGACUUUUACAGAUUGCUUCAACUGCCUGCCAGUGGCUGCUCUUAUUGAUGAGAAGAUCCUGUGCAUGCAUGGAGGAUUAUCUCCUGAUUUGAAAAACUUGGAUCAUAUCAGGAAUAUUGCUCGCCCUGCUGAUGUGCCUGAUCAGGGACUUCUCUGUGAUUUGCUAUGGUCUGAUCCUGAUAAGGAUAUCCAAGGAUGGGGUGAAAAUGAUAGAGGUGUAUCUUAUACGUUUGGACCUGAUAAGGUCAGCGAAUUCCUUCAAAAACAUGACCUUGAUCUCAUUUGCCGUGCCCAUCAGGUUGUAGAAGAUGGUUAUGAGUUCUUUGCAAGAAGACAAUUGGUGACAAUAUUCUCAGCUCCAAACUAUUGUGGGGAGUUUGAUAAUGCCGGUGCCAUGAUGAGUGUGGAUGACUCAUUGACAUGUUCUUUUCAGAUACUUAAACCCGCUGAUAAGAAAGGAAAAUUUGGCAGCAACAUGUUGAGACCUGGAACACCACUACACAAGGGUAAGGGUUGAUUGAUCAGUUGUACUGUUGAGGCACGAUACUUGUCGGAGCGCGUACACAAUAAUGCUUCGCUGUUUACCAUAUUCCCUUACUUUGUUUUUCCGCUAAGCACAGAGUUAAUCUGUUUAUCAUUUCUCCCAUUAAUGGAAGAACAAGAUGGAUAGGUGUGUACAAGGCUGAUGAGCAUCAUAUCGUGUUAUUUUUCUUUCCUUGUUGGUUUCCCGUAUGUAUGUUAGAAUUUAAUAUGACACUUUAUUAACACAGUAAUUGGGAAAGUGCACUGUGCACCAUCUUACAUAAAACUGCUCCAAGCUUCUUUUUAA